Molecule: messenger RNA, 1126 nt
Organism: Drosophila mojavensis
Lineage: Eukaryota; Metazoa; Arthropoda; Insecta; Diptera; Drosophilidae
Product: predicted GPI-anchored protein 58
Exons: 2
Coding region: 536-889 (117 amino acids)
Source: RefSeq, a predicted model, not a curated record
CGCUCGAGUCGGCCGCUUGGCGCGUGGCCCCGUCACAGAGAGGCAAAGGCAGAAGCAGAAGCAAAUCAAUUAAAGGGCCUCAUUUCAAGCAUAGACAAAACGCAUUUUGUUGACCUCUAACUCGACCAAAUCAAUUGGCCGUUGUCCACUCGAACAGAUGCAGAGACAAAGACACAGAUAGAGAUAAAGAUAAAGAUAAAGACAUAGACAUAGACGAAACGUGAUCAAUGCCCCAUCAAUUUAUCGCUCAGUGUGCAUCCAUAGGUCGACCGCAUGAAACCGGUCGUCAUUUGGUAUAGCCAGUGAUUGGACUGACGAAUCCAAAGAGACAUCAAGAGCGAGACGGGCGCGAGGGCGAGGGCGAGGGUUGAGCAAGAGUUGCUCGCUGAUCAAGUUCAAAGUCAUUUGGCAGCUUCCGUCGCCGCUGGCUCGGACUGAUUCGGCGAUCUAAUCAUUAACUAUAUAAAGAGUUGCAGCGCUCAACGGCCACAACACACUGCGUCUGCCGAUCGUAGCUCAAACAACAAGCCAAACAAUGAAAUUCGUAAUCAUUGCCGUUGCCUUCCUGGCCUGUGCUCUCGCCGAUGUCUCGGAGCUGGGCCAGCCUGGCUAUGACUACUCUCAGCCAGCACCACUGGCGCCUGCACCAGCGCCCGUCGAGUCCUACAUUCCGCCCGCACCACCAGCACCGCCAGCGCCCGAGUACAUCCCACCCGCACCACCAGCACCCCAGCCGGAGUACAUCCCACCAGCACCAGUGGCCGCACCCGCCGACGCCUACAUUCCGCCAGCUGCCGACGAGCAGGUGCUCGAGGAGAUCGAGCAGCCCGCCCAGGAUGGCUACCGCUACAAGACCGUGCGUCGUCGCGUCUUCCGUCAUCGCAACUAAAUGGAGCUGACUGCGGGUCCGCUUCGAGGAGAGUCUCAUUUGUUUUUUGUUGUUAUCGCUGGACUCGAGUGUGUUGGCCGCAAGCACAAAGCAAAUAUAGAUGAAACAGAGAUUUAAACUGAAGGAAAUAACUGCACUUAUCUUGUGUGUUCUUUGGUGCACAUCAAAGGAUCUGCAACAGGAUAAACUAACUAUAGGCUAUGAAAGGAAAAAUAGAAAACAAUUUAUAGAAAUUAA